AUGUUCUCCUAUCUCACCAGCCUCGCAGCACACUACCUCCGACCACUACCCACCACCACCACCCCCUCACCCUCAACCUCAAACCCAAACGCACUCUCGCUCGCAGCCAUCGCAUCGCACACCGACCACAAAACAACCACCACAAACUCAUUCUUCAGCCCAGAAGAACAACAGCCACCAACAAAAACAACGACCACCAGACCACCAGCACCCAACACCCUCUCCCCACGCGCAACCCACGACCUCAUCUCCCGCCUCGAAACCACCUCCCCACUCCUCCCCCAGAACCUCGCCAACUUCAUCACGGCCGCAUCGCUCGCAACACGCGUCUCCCUCAGAUCAUCCGCCUUCUUCAUCGAACUCAUCCUAGAGUCACUCCGAUACUCAACCACAACAUCCCUCAGCAUCACCAGAAGAGCACUCAUCUCCGCAGUCGGAAGCGCACGCGCCAUACACUACAACACCACCACCACCACCACCAACAACAACAACAACAACAACCCCUACCUCAACGUACUCGACCACUAUACCAACGUCGGCAUCUACCUCGUCCACCAUGUCUUCACCAUGGCCGAGCUGCUCUCCAUCGCAGGACUCGACCUCACCCACUCAGUCAUCUCAACCGGAUUCGAGACCGCCGAAGUGUCCGUCAUGAUGCUCGACAGCAUCUUCGGCUCCAACGAAUCAUCCCGCGCACUCUCAGCCAUCAUCAUGCUCGUCCGCCGCGAACUGCUCCACGACCCGCGCUUCACCCCAUCCCACUCCAGCAGCCUCACCGGACUCGUCGCGCUCACCAAGGCCAUCACGGCCUUUGCUUGUCUCCAGCUGGCCACCACCCGCCGGACCACCGGAUCGAUGAAGAUGCGCGUCGUCUGGGACGCAACCAUGGUCGCCGAAUCACUCUCCGAAUCCAGGAGCCUGGCCGGAGGAGGGAUCGACUACCAGCUGGGAAUCAAACAGGGGCGCGCCCACGGCUGCCACCCUUCGCAACAAGAAGCACCCCCAUCCCCCCCUCGAGGGAGCAUCCACAAGCUAUCCGAUUCUCUGAGCUCAACAACCAUGUCCGCACGCGCAACUCGGACCAACUCCUCCACACUCUCCAGCGCCAGCGCCGGCUCACAAGCCCCAGCACAACACCGCCUGGACGAACGCGAGGAGAUCGAAUUCGAACUCACCCAGAUCCUCACCGACGGUGAAAACAGCAGCUAUCGCCACCACCCAGCCGACCCCACCCCCAACUCUGCCGAGAAACAGGUGUCCGAAGACGUCCGGAAAGCACUCUACCAUGUCAAACGCACCUCAUACUCCCGCACCCAGUCCUACUCAUCCGGACUAGCAUACCAGGUCCAUUGGUCCGCCAAUCUUGAUCCGCCCGGCAGAAGGCCCUCCAAGAUGCGAAUCAUCACAAAAUCUAUCCAGCCCAGCAAUGAUCAGUCUGAGGAACACUCACCACCUACCAGUCCCAAGCCCAGCUCAUCAUCCAAGGCAAAGUCGAUGCCCUCCUCCCCACAACGCUCGCUCUUCUUCUCCCAGCCAAAGCUCGUCCGCCGUUCCCUGACUCGAUCCAAGACCCAUUCAGACAUCAACGACCUCCUCCUCCUCGAUGACCCCUACUCGUUUGCUUACCCCAUCCCGCCUUCCCAGCAAACACCCCCAUCGUCCCCCUCCGUGAUCAGCGAGGAAUCCAGCCUCGAAUCCGACGAGCCCCACCAGAGGCCGGUCUCCUCGUUCCCCAGCACGAUCUCAGAGAUCCCCCAGGAGGAUGAGGAUGGCUACUUUGGCCGUCCCCAACAAUCAUCCACCUCCGUCCAAACCAUCCGCACCCACCGAGUCUCCCAAACCCUUUCCUCCCCAGCAGCCCAGCCCCCCUCCUCCGACUUCCCGCCCCAAUCACUGGUGAAGAACCUGAGCCGGUUCAUGCGCUACAGCUCGGCGGCCUACGGCCAACAGUUCCUGCGGAUCAUGGGCAUCGGCGUGGACUCGUUCAACUACCCGAACACCAAGAAACACUCCGCAAACGACCACGCCUUCGCCAGUCAUGUCGGCCUGGCCGUCGACCAGAUCCUGCUCAGCUCGUUCACCGAGCCCAAUCCGGUGCUGGGUAACGAAGCCCUCAGCCCGCUCGUCCACUACAUCUCCAUCGACCACGAGUCCAAGGCGGUGGUGCUGACCUGUCGAGGCACCUUAGGCCUCUCCGACAUCCUCGUCGAUCUGACCUGCGAGUACGAGCCGAUCAGCGUCGACGGCGGGGAUCCGAAUGCGUCCUAUCUGGCCCACUCCGGCAUGCUCCAUUCGGCCCUCCGCCUCCGCAGGGAGUCCUCCACCGUCCACGAGGUCAUCAAGCAAGCCCUGCUCGACUACCCGAGCUACGGACUGAUCAUCACCGGGCAUUCGCUCGGCGGAGGCGUCGCCGCGCUGCUGGCGGUGCUCUGCAGCACCCGCACCGAGAGCUUUCUUGCCCAGACGGCCGGCCAACAGACCGUCCACCCGCCCAUCAGCACCCGCUUCGUGACCUCCUUCCGCUCUGGGUUCCCCCCGGGACGCCCGAUCCACAGCUACACCUACGGCACCCCCGCCGUCGCUUCCCUCGACCUCAGCGAAUACACCAAGGGCCUCGUCACCACGGUCGCCAACGGCAUUGACAUCGUGCCCACCCUCUCCCUGGGUGUCCUCCACGAUCUCAAAUCCAUCGCCGUCUCGCUGCACGAGGAGGAGAGCGUGGCGAUCGAGAUCGUGAAGAAAGUCGUCGGCCUCUACCGGCCCCAGGCCGCGCCCUCGGCGCCCCACCAGCAGGCCCAGAACCUCUUCGACUCGCAACCCCAACAGCAGCAGCAGCAGGGCGACGGGGGGGAGGAGGAAGAGAAACAGAACGUGGCCCUCUCGGACUCCGAGAUCCGCAACGGCGUCGGCGCCAACAGGGCCGCCGGCCCCGGAUACACCGACCCGGCGCUCGAGGGCUCCGUCUUUGGGAAGGCCGCGCUUGCGCCCGAGCUCGGCGACUGGCUGUGGUCGCUCCGGCGGACCAUGCGGGCCGUUCCGCCGGGCGAGGUGUGGCAUGUCGAGUCGUACGAGGUCUUCGUCGUCAGAGAAGAGGACGACCGCCCGUCGUCCGUCCGGCGCCGCCCCAGCGUCUCCCCCUCCUCGCGCGCCGUCUCCUCCUCCUCCGCCCUCCCCUUCCUCUCGGCCCACCCCGCACCGCCCGGCGGCGCCUCGAGCACGACCUCGAGACGCGAAGGCCGCCGGAUCAUCCUGCGCGCCUGCGACGACGUCCAGGCGCGUUUCUGCGAGCCCAUCUUCGGCAAAACCAUGUUCCACGACCAUAUCCCGUCCCAGUACGAGCUCGUCUUGGAGCUGCUCGACGCCGCCACCGACGCCCCCGCCUGCGCUCCCUCCCCGCGUCCCUCCCCCUCCUGCUCGCCCUCCUCUCCCUCGGCGGCGGCUGAACCGUCGUAG
This is a messenger RNA of Puccinia triticina, 3453 nucleotides long. RefSeq lists its product as uncharacterized. Gene Ontology annotation, biological process: lipid metabolic process. Bases 1 to 3453 code for a protein of 1150 amino acids. The record is from RefSeq and is a predicted model, not a curated record. The transcript has 6 exons. Lineage: Eukaryota; Fungi; Basidiomycota; Pucciniomycetes; Pucciniales; Pucciniaceae.